Puma concolor (puma) is the source of this 2556-nucleotide messenger RNA. It is a transcript of the gene THSD1, whose product is annotated as thrombospondin type 1 domain containing 1. NCBI's taxonomy places the organism in Eukaryota, Metazoa, Chordata, Mammalia, Carnivora, Felidae. Gene Ontology annotation, cellular component: cell periphery; cell surface. The record is from RefSeq and is a predicted model, not a curated record.
AUGAAACAAAUGUUGAAAGACUUUUCAAAUCUACUCUUGGUGGUACUUUGUGACUAUGUUCUUGCAGAAGCUGAAUACCUCCUCUUGGGAAAGCCCGGCCAUGUAGCACUAAGCAACAAUACAGUAUCGGUGGGUUUCCAGUAUGUCAGUGGGGCUAAUGGGACGCUGAGGAAUGUAUCUAUCCUGUUGUUGGAGGCCAACACCAAUCAGACUGUUACCACCAAAUACCUCCUGACCAACCAGUCCCGGGGAACACUGGAGUUCGAAUGCUUCUACUUCAAGGAGGCGGGGGACUACUGGUUCACCAUGACUCCAGAAGCGGCAGACAACAGCACUCCAGUCCACCUGUGGGAGCAAAGUGCCUUUCUCAAGGUGGAAUGGCCUGUCUUUCAUGUUGACCUGAAUAGGACAUCCAGGGCAGCAGAAGGCACCUUCCAGGUGGGCCUUUUUACCAGUCAACCACUGUGCUCAUUCCCUGCGGACCAACCUGACAUCUUGGUGGAUGUCAUCUUUACCAACAGUCUUCCCGAGGCAAGAACGAGUCCAGGACAGCCGCUGGAGAUAAGAACCAGCAAGAGGACACAACUCUCUCAAGGUCAGUGGGUUGAGUUUGGCUGUGCACCCGUGGGGCCGGAAGCCUACGUCACUGUGGUGCUGAAGCUGCUCGGCCAAGACUCGGUCAUUACCUCCACGGGACCCAUUGACCUGGCCCAGAAAUUUGGAUACAAACUGGUGACGGUGCCGGAACUCACGUGUGAGUCGGCAGUGGAGGUGAUGGUGCUGCCUCCCCCGUGCGUCUUCGUCCAGGGAGUGAUCGGGGUCUUCAAGGAGGCCCCCAGACGCCCUGGGGAAGGGACCAUUCGGCUGGCUGAAAACAGCCUGACCUUGGGAGAGAGGAGAACAGUAUUCAACUGCACUUUGUUUGACAUGGGGAGGAAUAAAUACUGCUUUGACUUUGGCGUUUCAAGCAGAAGCCAUUUUUCCACAAAGGAGAGGGAGUGCAUGCUAAUCCAGAGAAACAUAGAAACUUGGGGACUGUGGCAGCCGUGGAGCCAGUGUAGUGCCACGUGUGGGGAUGGUGUCAGAGAGCGACGCCGCGUGUGCCUGACUUCCUUCCCCUCCAGACCUGGCUGCCCUGGAAUGUCCUCGGAGACCUCCCUGUGUUCCCUGGAGGAGUGUGCUGCUUUCCAGCCAUCCAGUGCAUCCCCUCUUCAGCCCCAGGGUCCGGUGAAGUCCAACAACAUCGUGACCGUCACUGGGAUUUCCCUGUGCUUGUUCAUCAUCCUCGCCACCGUCCUCAUCACGCUGUGGCGGAAGUUCGGCCGCACCCCGAAGUGCCGCACGCCGGCUCGACACAACUCCAUCCACUCCCCCAGCUUCCGGAAGAACUCAGACGAGGAGAACAUCUGCGAGCUGAGCGAGCAGCGCGGCAGCUUCUCGGACGCGGGCGACGGGCCCGCGGGGGGCCCGGGGGACGCGGGCAUCCCCCUGACCUACAGGCGCAGUGUGCCCGCGGCUCCCGAGGACGACGCCUCUGGCAGCGAGAGCGUGCAGUCCAACGCCCAGAAGAUCAUCCCCCCGCUGUUCAGCUACCGCCUGGCCCAGCAGCAGCUGAAGGAGAUGAAGAAGAAGGGCCUGACGGAAACCACCAAGGUGUACCACGUGUCUCAGAGUCCCCUGACAGACACGGCCAUCGACGCCGCCGCCGUCGUGCCCCCCUUAGACGUGGAAAGCCCAGACGAAGCUGCGGCAAACAAGUUCCGGAUCAAAUCCCCGUUUCUGGAGCAGCCGGCGGGCGGGGCCGCGGCCAGGCCCCCCUCCAGGCCCGACCACCCGGCGUGUCAGGCCAGUUGCGCCGUCAGCCCCAGCCAGACUGUGAUCCGCAAGUCAGCCACGAGGCACGUGGGCGGCAGAGGGGCGCUGCCGGAAAGGAGCCACCCCAGGGGCUCCCACUUCAGGAGGACCGCUAGUUUUCACGAAGCCAAGCAGGCCCGGCCGUUCCGGGAGAGGAGCAUGUCCACCCUGACUCCACGCCAGGCCCCGGCGUACAGUUCUAGGACGCGGACCUGGGACCAGGCGGAAGACAGAUUUCGGCCUCACAGUCGAGGCGCCGCCCCGUUUCCCGAGAAACCGGAAGGGGCGGGUGCAACCAGAGGUCCAUUGAGCCCUGCCCCUAAGUCUUACACCUUGGGGCAGCCCGUGAGGAAACCAGACCUGGGGGACAGCCAGGCAAGCUUCGUGGUAGGAGGUGAGAGAACAGAGCCUCACAGAUCUCGGAGGGGACCGUCCCCCAGUCACAGGAGUGUCUCAAGGAAGCAGCCUUCCCCCACUGCCCCCAAAGACAGCUACCAGAGGGUCAGCCCCCUGAGCCCUUCUCAGGGUAGAAAAGACAAGUGUCAGAGUUUCCCAGCCCACCCUGAGUUUGCCUUCUAUGAUAAUACGUCAUUUGGCCUCACUGAGGCUGAGCAGAGGAUGCUGGACCUCCCGGGCUAUUUUGGGUCAAAUGAAGAGGAUGAAACCACAAGUACUCUCAGUGUGGAGAAGUUAGUCAUCUAG